AUGAAUUUGUUUUUAGGGCAGCCUAAAGGAGCAGCAGAUACUUCAAGUGGUCCUAGUUGGCUUUCAAAUAUGAAGUCGCCUAGUACUCUACAGUUUUCUUUAUCAAUGGCAAACGACAAAAAUAAAGUCGAGAAAAAAAGUGUACAAAAAUCUCCAGUUCCAGUAUUUUUAGGGUCACUACAAGCUAAAACAACAAGUGUUGAGCUAUUGCACAAAAAAUACUAUAAUAUUAUCGAUAAUUUUUUCAAAACCAACCCAGUAAUGCUUCCUAUAUAUUUAGAAAAGAAGUAUUUAACAGAAAAUAUAAUACCACGUCCUGAUUUACAAGAAAUUUUUGCAAAUGAAAUUUUGGAUGAACAUUAUUCGAUCAAAUCACAUGCUUUAUUUCAAUUUCUUACCGACAAAAAGUCAAAAAUGCCUAAAACAGUUCCAAAAAAGAAAUCUACAGAUAAUGAAUCUUUAAUUAGAACUCCUUCUUUAUCUGAAGUCAUGAGUGAUACACCGAAAGCUAUUUCUCUACCUCCUCAGACAGACACAUCUGUUGUUACUGUUGAAACACAAGAAAAUUCAGAAAUUCCGGAAAAUAACGAAAAUGAAAAUCUCAAAAAUGGAACAAUUGCUGUUACAAACAUAAGAGGUGGAUGGAGAAUAGCUAUUACACCUCCUUUUCAAACAGUUUUUACUUUCAAUAAUAUUAAAAAAGUUAAAAAAACUCCAAAAAGUAAAAAAUUGUCUCCUGAAGGGAAAGUCAGAGAUCAAAUCAAUAAUUUUCAAACAGAUCUUCAGAAAAUACAAAAUUCAUUAGAAUUUAAAGAAAAAACAAAUUUAGAAAAAUUAGCACUUCAAAAGGUUCAAAAUGAAGCAUAUGGCAAUCUACUACAUGUUAAAAAUCUCAUAUCAUGUAUUAUACCAGAUCCUUCGCAGAAUUUUGUUUUUAUUCAAGAAUGUCAACAAAAUUAUCAAAAAUUUGUUCAAAAUAUGAUUGAUUUAGUACCAAGCUUAGAACUUCCUCCGCAUAUUAUUCUUGGAGAUCGUAUUUCCGAAAAUAAAAAUCAAAAUACAGAUAAAUUUAUAAAAAGGCCGCAAAUAAAGACAGAAAUGGAAAAAGAAAUAAAAAAUGCAGAUGUAGAAAAGAAAGAUAAUGUAGAAACUCCUAAAAAUUUAAUAAAUAUUUCUCCAAAAAAUAAUUCAGAGGAAAAAGAUAAUUCUAUUCAAGCAGGAGAUAAUGGUAAGAUAUUUCUUCCAUCCCCAUCAGGAUUAAUGAACUUAAACCCUCAAAAUAUCAAAACAAUUCCAUCAUCUCCUAAAAGAACAAUUAAUUCACCCAUAACUGAGAAAACCAUUAUAUCUACAACUGAUACAGAAGAGAAAAAACUUAGUCUGAUGUCUCCAGAAGAAGGUCUCAAAAUGGAAUUAGAAGAGGCCAAGAGAAAAGCAGCCAGGGAAAGGAAAAUCGAAUACAAGAAAAAGAUCAAGCAAAACAGAGCUGUCGAUACCAAGAUUCUUACAAAAAUUUUCAAUACAAUUAAAGAAGAAUCCCAAAAUCAAGAAAAACCGGGCCAAAUCAUGCAGGUUCCGCCACAACAAAAGGCAAUGAUAUCAAUACCAAAGCAAAUCAUUGAUGUAAAAGAUUCUGAUGAUGAAGAUGACAAAUCUUCUUCUCAAAGUAUCAUUUCUUCCUCCAAAUCGAUGUAUUUCCCUUCUCAGACCAAGAAAUCCCGCUUAACUCCUUCAAUGUCCAGUGAUAAUCUGAGAGGUGUAAAUUCACCUCAUCCAAAAAUCGUAGAAAACCCAACAGAUUUCUUAAAAUCGAUCAUUAAAGACACCGAUGCAAUUUCUAUUGUCAAAUCCCGUCAAUCACAACCAGAAAAAGAAAAACCUGUUCUAAAAAACACAUUUUCAUUAUCUGACCGAAGAAAAGCCUUCUUUAAUUUGGCACAGAGCUUUAAGACUCCAGAGCAAAGUAGCUCUCAGCAGAAUCCAGCUAAUUCUGCUAUAAAAUCCCCAGUUUUACAGAAGAAAGAAACAGUUCCAACAUUUUUCAAGAAAAUUGAAAAACUUUCUGAAGAAAAUUCCACAAAACUUGAAGAAAAGAACGUUGCGAUAUCAAUAAGAAAGGAACAACCACAACCACCGCCUUCUCUUUGUGUGAUGACUAUACAGAAUGAUAAUAUAAGAAUGAAAGCAACGAAAGAUAAAAUCGAAUUUAAAUAUAAUCCCGUAAUGGUUAUGAAACACGUGAAGAGAUUGAGAAAGAACAUAAAGGAGUCAAGAUCAUACGCCGUUCUUAAUAAACCAGAGAAUUUUACACAGGCAGAUUUCAUCAAUCCUGUUGACCAUGUUAACUAUACUCCAAAAUAA
Trichomonas vaginalis G3 is the source of this 2361-nucleotide messenger RNA. RefSeq lists its product as uncharacterized. The record is from RefSeq and is a predicted model, not a curated record. Bases 1 to 2361 code for a protein of 786 amino acids. The transcript has a single exon. NCBI's taxonomy places the organism in Eukaryota, Parabasalia, Trichomonadida, Trichomonadidae.